Molecule: messenger RNA, 774 nt
Organism: Micromonas pusilla CCMP1545
Lineage: Eukaryota; Viridiplantae; Chlorophyta; Mamiellophyceae; Mamiellales; Mamiellaceae
Product: nucleosome assembly factor
Exons: 3
Coding region: 20-673 (217 amino acids)
Biological process (GO): DNA replication-dependent chromatin assembly
Cellular component (GO): nucleus; chromatin
Molecular function (GO): histone binding
Source: RefSeq, a predicted model, not a curated record
AAAGACCGCGCGCGCGAAGAUGAGCGCGAUCAACGUGACGCAAGUCUCCGUCCUGGACAACCCCGCGUUCUUCCUCGCGCCGCUGAAGUUCGAGAUCCAGUACGAGUGCCUCCAGCCCCUGCAGAAAGACCUCGAGUGGAAGCUGACGUACGUGGGAUCCGCAGAGUCGGACGCGCACGACCAGGAGCUCGACGUCGUCCUCGUCGGGCCCGUCGCGGUCGGGUCGUACAAGUUCGUGUUCCAGGCGGACCCGCCGGACCACAAUAAGAUUCCCGCGUCGGAUCUCCUCGGCGUCACCGUGCUGCUGCUCACGUGCGCGUACGACGGCGUGGAGUUCAUCAGAGUCGGGUACUACGUCAACAACGAGUACGCGGACGAGGAGCUGAAGGAGAACCCGCCGGAGAACCCGCACGGGCGGUUAGAUCGCGUGGUUCGGAACAUCCUGGAGGAGAAGCCCAGGGUGACGAGGUUCCCGUGCGAGUUCGACACGCCGUCGAUACCGACGGCGGCGAGCAUGGACGACUACGAUGAGAUGGAGAACAUGAACCCGGGAGGCGCCAAGGCGGGAGAGUUCGGCGUCGGCGGCGAAGGCGCGACGACGACGCACUCGAUGGACGCGCACGGCGGGUUCGCCGCGGGGCACGGUCUGAGCGAGUACGGGCACGCGCAGUGAGAGCGGCGAGCGAUCGACGAGACGAUUUCGUUUACUGUAGAGCGCGCGCGCGUCACCUCGCGAUGACGCGCCGUCGCGUCGCGUUGUAUUAAAAGACAACC